This is a messenger RNA of Daktulosphaira vitifoliae (grape phylloxera), 1549 nucleotides long. RefSeq names its product putative ribosome-binding factor A, mitochondrial. The transcript is spliced from 6 exons. The coding region runs from base 410 to 1447 and encodes 345 amino acids. Gene Ontology annotation, biological process: rRNA processing. Lineage: Eukaryota; Metazoa; Arthropoda; Insecta; Hemiptera; Phylloxeridae. The record is from RefSeq and is a predicted model, not a curated record.
GUUAAGAUACAAUUUUUUUUUGUUUAAAAUAGGUGGACAAUUUUAUUUUAGUAAGUACAUCCAAUAAAUACGACAUGAGCGAUGAUUAUAAAAUGUUCUUCGGGCAUGUUUCCUAAUUGUAUUGAAAAAAAUUUGAACACUGAUAAGAUAUUCGAUAAGAUAAUCUGUGUUUCAAAUUAAAUCAUUUAUUUUAAUUGUAUUAUUUUUGUAAUGGUUAAUUAAUUAGAAUUCUUAAUUAUUAAAGUACUAAACAAAUAAAGAUUUUUUUUUAAGAAACCUGUAAAAUUGUGAUAAAGACAGUUGUAAUAUAUAAAUAUAUAUAAAUACUGUACUACCCCUAAAGGUUUUUACAACCUAUGGAUGACUGAAUCUUAUAUUAUAAUUUAUUAUAAGUAUUUUUUGGAAAAAUAUGCGAAUGAAAUCUGAAAUUGUGUUCUGUCAAUUAUUAAAUAAGUUACUAUUUAAUAAGCCUAUCAUACUUCGGCAUUAUGCAUCGUCAAUUGAAGGAAAAAUGAUGAACAAAGUGAUGGGUCUACGUAAAAAGACAAAAAAAAAUUGGUACCAGUCUAGUGUUGGAGCAAAUAAGUCUUUUGAAGAAAUUAUUAAGCAAACUACCAAGAAUGAAUCUGGUCAUAGCAAAAAUAAACGUGUUAAUGUAUUGAAUAAUAUUUUAAUGCAAUAUAUCACUGACUUAAUGACUACUGGUGAAAUAUUUGAUAAGAUAGUUGGAUAUGGUCUAGAAAUUACCAGGGUAAGUAUUUCAAGUGAUUACAAAUCAGUUAAAGUGUAUUGGUUAUCAAGAUCAAUUAAUGAUAUACCUGAAUUAGAAAUUUUAUUACAUAGUAUUAGUGGACUACUAAGACAUGAAUUAUCAAAUUUACGAAUUAUGGGAGAAGUACCUAUAAUUCGAUUUUUCAGAGAUAAAACAUUUGACAAUGUUGAAGCUGUUAAUGAAUUAUUAAAAAAAGCAGAUUUUGGAGAAGAUUUUGUUCCUACAUGUCCUACAUUAAUGGAUAAUUAUCAAACCAUUUUUACUAACUUUGAACCAGAAAUAAAAUGCAAAAUUAAAGAAUUAGAAGAUCAAGAGAUAAUAAAAGAGGAAGAAGAAAAAGAAAUACCUCCAAUGAAAAUGGAUGUAAUGGGGUUAGAUCAUGCAGCGAUCACUUUAAAAAUAUCUUUAGCUCUUCAAAAAUCAAAAGCAGUCCACCGUCAAUUUAAUAUUACUCAAAAUAUUGUAAAAAAUAGCAAUACAAAUAAUCAGAACAGUCAAAUAGAGUAUGUAUCAUUUUCAGAUUUUGUAAAAAAAAGAAAAAUACAGCAAGCAAAAGCAUACAUUGCAAGGAAUAAUUAUAAUGAAGAAAUUUUUAAUGAUAGUAUUGAUGAAGAUAUAACAUUUAAUGAUUCUAUAGAAGAAAAUUGUGAUGACGAAUAUCCAUUUAAAAUUUAAAAAUAUUUUUUGUAGUUAUGUAACAUAAUAUUUAUUAAGUUUAUAGUAGUACAUUUUUUAAAAUAAAAAUUCAGUUUUAUGAACAAAUGAACAAUGGGUUAA